This is a messenger RNA of Chenopodium quinoa (quinoa), 1804 nucleotides long. Its product is annotated as putative DNA-3-methyladenine glycosylase YfjP. The record is from RefSeq and is a predicted model, not a curated record. NCBI's taxonomy places the organism in Eukaryota, Viridiplantae, Streptophyta, Magnoliopsida, Caryophyllales, Amaranthaceae. The transcript has 3 exons. Bases 45 to 1208 code for a protein of 387 amino acids. Gene Ontology annotation, cellular component: nucleus; protein-DNA complex. Gene Ontology annotation, molecular function: DNA-7-methylguanine glycosylase activity; alkylated DNA binding; DNA-3-methyladenine glycosylase activity. Gene Ontology annotation, biological process: DNA alkylation repair; base-excision repair, AP site formation; base-excision repair.
AACACCUCUAAAGUUGAAUUACUGUAACGUAGAAUCAUAAAAUCAUGAAAACCGCUACUACUACCUCCUUCUCUACAUCCAUUACCCCUUCCGGAACCCCAUCAUCGGCCGCCGCUACAAACGAGGCUGCCGCAGCUCCUUUGCCAAUGGCCGAUCCAAUCCAUCUAAAUGCCGAGGACGAGAACACUCCUGUCCUUUCUUCCGCUUCCGCCUCCGUCACCGCCACCGCUACCGCCAGAGCCACCGCCCCAGUUGUCCCAACUGCUGAAGUAGUCAAUCUCCGACCGCCGGCAAAGCUCCCCUCUCGUCCGCGUAAACUUCGUAAAUUAUCCCCGGAAAACUCUGAAUCGUCGAUGAAGAGCAGCAAUAACUGCAAAAUUGUCGCUCGACCUCGAUUAAUUGCUGCAACCCAUCACCGUUCUAUGUCGUGUGAGGGUGAAAUUGAGAAUGCUCUUAAUCAUCUUAGAACCGCGGAUCCAAAUCUUGCUAAGCUUAUUGACAUUCAUCCACCCCCGACAUUCGAUUCAUAUCAAACCCCUUUUCUUGCCCUAACCAAGAGUAUUUUAUACCAGCAGCUUGCUUACAAAGCCGGAACUUCAAUCUACUCUCGUUUUGUUGCUCUUUGUGGUGGUGAAUCGGGCGUUGUUCCGGCUACGGUUUUGGCAUUGACGCCUCAACAGCUUCGACAAAUCGGGGUUUCGGGCCGAAAAACGAGUUAUCUCCAUGAUUUGGCGAAGAAAUACCAAAAUGGGAUUCUCUCGGAUUCCGCCAUUAUCAACAUGGAUGAUAAAUCUUUGUUUACUAUGCUUACUAUGGUGAAUGGAAUUGGGUCUUGGUCUGUUCAUAUGUUUAUGAUUUUCGCUUUGCAUAGACCAGAUGUGUUGCCUGUUAAUGACUUAGGGAUUAGAAAGGGGGUUCAGUUGUUAUAUGGUUUAGAGGACUUGCCUAGACCCUCUCAAAUGGACCAGCUUUGUGAGAAAUGGCGCCCGUACCGGUCUGUGGCGUCUUGGUAUAUCUGGCGGUUUGUUGAGGCGAAAGGGGCUCCUACUUCUUCCGCUGUGGUUACUACACCUGCUGCUGGGAUGAGUUUGAUGCCGCAACAGCAAUUGUCGCCCCUACAGUCACCUCACCAGCAACAACAAUCGCAACACCAGCCACAGUUUCUUGAUCCAAUGAAUGGCAUUAUCAAUAUUGGUCAGUUGAGCUGAAUGAUUGCCUACAACAUUUUGUAAUUAACUCAUCCAACUCCGUUAAAAGGCUGUGAUCCAUGAAAAGGAGGACGGGAAAGGCUUUGCUUAACUUAUUACCUAUGAAAGCCGCAUAACAGCUGAAGCCUGAGUUCUAAGGUUGGUGAUCAAGGAUGGGCUGGAAGGAAUUGAUUUGAAGAUAGAAGCUUGUCUUAAUCAUGAUCUUUUGAAGACUCUUAAUUAAUGUAUCUAAUUUUAAUUUUUAUUGAAUUAUUUUGGAUGUCUAGUUAAGUUUGUGUUUUUUUUUUGCAUUUGGAGCUUUAAGGGGUCGUAUGUCAUAUUAAAAGGUAUGUAUUAAAAUUUGGAGUAAAUUAAUUGUUAAAAAUUAUUGACAUGUGCAGGAAGUUGACAGUUAAGUAUUGAACUUGAACCCCUUUUUUUUUUUUUUUUUUUUUUUUUUUUUUUUUUUUUGUAGAUUAAAAGGUGUGUUUUGUAUGAUCAUAAGAAACAUAAUUGAAUGGUAUCAAAAAAGUGAGGGGAGGGGAGAGGUAACCAUAAGUGUUGUUAAUUUGUUAUUUAUUAUGAGUUGUUUGAUUGACAACAGAAUUGUGAAUACU